Molecule: messenger RNA, 1106 nt
Organism: Cucurbita pepo subsp. pepo (vegetable marrow)
Lineage: Eukaryota; Viridiplantae; Streptophyta; Magnoliopsida; Cucurbitales; Cucurbitaceae
Source: RefSeq, a predicted model, not a curated record
AACAUUUGAUCAACAAAGAUGAUAUACUCUUAUUCUGUAUGUUAGAUCGACUCUUGGCUUCAAGUCUCGAGAAAAAGGCAUCCCUAACCCUUAUCUAUUCCAACACCUGAUCCUCCAUCGAUCCUUUAUUGUUAGAAACAAUCACUUAUAGAAACAAUCACUUAAUUGUCUAAGAUAAAUUUCUUUCCAUAAAUUCCCCCCUGCCUACAUUGAAUAUGGCAUGCACGAAAAAAAAGCACAUUACAACUUUCCAUACAAAAUCUCUCUUCCUCUCUCUUUUUGCUCAGUAAUCUUGUCUUUGGGAAGGGUUAUUUGGAGCUUAAUCAGUUCCAAUGGCGGACGAUCAUGCAGCAUCUUCUCAAGUAAGCACUUUUCACUUCUCUUUUCCUUCAUUCUUCUCUUUAUAUUUCUUCUCCAACUUCUUCUGCAGAUUUGUACCAUAAAAAUGGAUAUCAACUGCUGUCAAAAGUGCCCUCUAAAACUGGAGAGAAAGCUCCUCAAAUCAAAUGGAGUGGAAUCUGUUACUAUAAACCAAGAUGAAGGGCUGGUUACAGUAGCAGGUGACAUUGACCCUGUUGCACUCCUACAAAAAAUAAAAGCUAUGGGGAAAGAAGCCAAACUCUGGUUCUUUCAACAGGAAUCCAACUGCAGUGAGAAAACCACUGGGCGUUCGAGGAGUGGUUCGAACAUCGAACAUGAUGGCAUUGGAUCUGAUAGUAUCAUUGAGAAUGAAACACGCUUUGAUUGGCAUUUGGCAACGGGCAUGAAGGAGCACGAUCGGGGGUUUCAGAGCUUGCCUACUAUGUCUUCUGAUGUUAAUGGGUGUUCAUAUCCCUGGAGCUUGUCGCCUGCUAUAUCUUCUAAUGUUCAUGCAUAUUCGUAUCCUCGGAGCUUGCCUCGACUUGGAUACGGACCUAUGUGGCCAUAUCAGCAAUCAGUUCCUGGCCAUAGGCUCACACCUCAUGGUUACUACUUGCAGCCACAUCCCCCGCCUGCUUAUCGUCACUUUCAGCCUCGGUCUCCUCCUAGAGUUAAUCCUAUGGUGCAUUAUACUGACUAUGCAGACAAUUAUAGGGUAUAGUUAAGUUCAAAAGACAAUGUGCUAC